This is a messenger RNA of Prorocentrum cordatum, 4566 nucleotides long. The record is from the annotation of a GenBank genome assembly. Lineage: Eukaryota; Dinophyceae; Prorocentrales; Prorocentraceae.
AUGGUUGGCAGACCCUUCGUGCGGCUCCUGGGCGCAGCUACCAACCUGCUGGCGGCCUGGAUAUCGCGAGCGCCGCCGUGUCCUGCGGCGCCUACUUGUCCUUCUUCGCCGGCGUGCCCGUCGGAGUCGUGCCCCAACCUCUCGAGCGCCGACCACGACGUGUACGAGGAGCGGUACGGUCAGGGGAACCCAGACAUAGUCGCCGUGGUCUUCAGCCCGACGCGCCAGGCGCUGCAGGGUGUGGACCCGAAUCUGCUGUGCAGGUUCAGGCGUGAGCCGAACGCGAGGGAGACGGUCGCUAUCCAGGACGCUCUCGUGCAGGUAGCCGACCAGCUGUACUUGGACCGCGAGCGCGCUGCUGGCAAGCCGCGCACGCUUCCCGCUGGUGGCUCAUACCUGGAGUUCGACUUCACCGCAGCCGCCCCUGGACCAGGCGUUCCUGGCGCAGGCCCCGCCGCUCUCGCGCCCGCGGCGGGAGCCGCCGCCGGAGCAGCGCCUGCCGCGCCUCUGGUGAGCGUGGCCGGGGCCGGCGCCGUCGCCGCCCCUGCUGCAGGUCCCCUGGCGGCCGCCGCCGUGCCGGCCGCAGGCGCCCCAGCGGGCGCCGCCGGCGCAGCGCCGCCGGCCGCGGCAGGGGUGGUUGGGCCGCCCGCUGAGCUGGCCCCAGUGUGGGUGCUCAUCGAGAGCACGGGUGGUGGCAGUCGUGGCGAUGUUGUCCUGCUCAACGGGACCGAGCGGAUCGAAGGUGACAUCGGCCUCCUGAAGCUGAACGCAGGCUGGGUUGCCAUCCGUCGGAUCUCGAUGGACCCAUCGGUGUACCGAUGCGCGGAGAGCGGGGCGGACAUCAGGCUGGUGGGCGUACCACCUCGACCCGACGGCUCCAGGCAGCGACUGGCUUGGCGUGAGGCUGUGCCGAUGAUGGUAGAUAAUCCCAUCCCGGGGCGGCUGCUCGACGGACCUCGGACCAUGCUCUGGUGCGCGCAAUUCAUCGACAGGAAGCGGAACGGCCCCGUGGAGCACUACAACAGCUUCGUUGCCUUCUAUCAUCUCACGAAGGAGGACUACGAGGUCGCCCAUUAUGAGAUCAUAAUGAACAUGAUCGAACAUCUCGGGUGCUGGGAUCAGUUGAAUGUUCCCGACUUGGUCGGGGCGGAGCUGGCCACUCGCCAGGCACAGCUGUGCGAGUGCAUCUACUCCAUGGAGUUCGAGGGCGACGGCAAGAAGAGGGGCCGAGGUCGGGGAGGAGGGCUCCACCGAUUCGGCAUCGUGGACGAGGCGGCGGUGUUCACAGGGGCGGCCAAGGAGGAUGGCCGUUCCAUGAUAUGCCCGCUGCUGCUGGAGCAUGUCUCCAAACAGGUGGAGCGCGACGCGGGGAUCCUGAAGCAGAUCAGGAAACAGAUCUACCUGUACAUGAGGUCAGUGCGCGGGCGCCUUGAGAAGCGGUCGCACGUUCACGGCAUGGUCGAGGAGAUGACCGACGCGCUGAACGACCUGUGGGGCUGCCCGCCCGUGGCGCGCCGUCAAGCGCCCGCUGGCAUGCCGGUGCCUGCCGCUGGCCACGCCCUCGUCCUCUCGGAGCUCCGACAAGCCGCUGUGAGGUUUGGCCCGUGCCCAGAGGGCUUGGGCGGUCCAGGAGCCCUCGAGGAGCUCCGGAUAUCUCAAUCAUACGAGGGUGACGCCACGUUGGUUGCCCCGGUGAGUUUCGACCUCGUCGACUCCAUCUCCCUGCCUCCUGCCGGCAGCCAGCCCGCCGCCCUGGAGGCUAUCGACGAGAUGGCAGGCCAGAACAUCGCUCGCCGGCUGAAAGAGUUACUCUUGCCCCAACAGCUGGGGGUGGAGCGCAUCAAGGAAGUGGGUCCGAGACGGCUCUACACGGACCCUGCCCUUCGCAACCCGCGCCUCUAUAAAAUGGUGGUGCGGCGGCUUAUGAGCGCCGGGCUGGUGGACUUCUGCAGCUCGGCGGAGUGUUACGUUGGCAUGUUUUUCGUACGCAAGAAGAACGGGUCGCUGCGGAUGAUCCUCGACGGGAGGCACGCUUCGCUUCGGUUUGCGCCCGCAGACCCCGUGGAGCUGGCGACGGGCUCGGCGUUCGCCCAGAUCUCGGUCGACGGCGACGAGCCCAUCAGCAUCGGGGGGGUCGACAUCUGCGACGCGUUCUACCAGAUCGAGCUCCCACAGUGGCUGCGCCGCUACUUCGGGCUGCCCAAGGUGAGGGCUGGCGACCUCGGGCUGGUGAACCUGUCCGACGGCGCGCCCGUGAGACCCUCGGCCUGGGUGGUACCGUGCUUUCGGUGCCCGCCGAUGGGCUGGAGCAUCAGCCUAUGGAUAUGCCAGAGCCUGAACGAGGCGGUGACCGCCCGAGCGCUCCCUGGCCAUUUUGGCCGUCGACUUGUGGACCGUCGGCCCGCGCCUGACCUGCAGCAGGGAAUGGCGCACACGGUCUACGUCGACAACUUCAUCGCCCUGUCCCACAGGCUGCGCGAGGUGCGUGAUGCAGCUACUGCAGUACAGGGGGAGCUGACUGCUUCAGACCUUCCCUCGCACCCCGUGGAGGCAUCAGUCGGCGGGGGCGCGCUGGGCUGGCACUUUGACGAGGACAAGCCCGUGAUCGGCCUCAGCGUUCGGCUACGCUGGCGGCUCCGCCUCGGCAUCGGCGAGCUGCUGGAGCAAGGCUGGUGCAGCGGUCACACCAUGAUGAAGGUGAUAUCGCACUUCACUUCGAGGGCGCUAAUUCGUCGAGAGCUGCUGAGCUGCCUAGGGGCCGUGUACGGCUUCAUGGGCGACGGCGGCCGCGAGAGGCGGCGGCUGACGCCGGCAGUGAGACGGGAACUGGCUUGGUGCCGCGCACUGCUGCCUUUGUGUUUUCGAGACGCCGGGCGGCCCUUGUCGCCUGUCGUGUCCUGUGUGGACGCCUCGUGGUGGGGCGCUGGUGUGACAGAGAAGACCAUCACCUCAGACCAAGCUCGUCGUUUGUCUAUCUUCAACGAACGAUGGAGGUUCAGUCGGGAUGGCGAGCAACAGGUUGCCCCUCGCGACAAGGCCUUAGCCUCGGAGAGCAAGCAAGCUCAGCGUAUCACCUCGUCAUGCUUCAAGCAAGCCUCGUCGGAGCCCUACCGCGAUCCAGCAGUCAUAGCAGCAGCCAUGGAGCAGCAGGUCCCGUUCCGAGUCGAGCCGAAGCCGAAUCAGGGGGAGGAAAUCACGUUCGAGGAGGUGCCCGAGGAGGCCGUGCGGAUCAAGACAUCGAAGCUCGACGCGUCCUGCCCGCCCGCCCAGGCGCUGGGCCUCGGGGAGGAUGACGGCGGCAAUGCUGGUGUCGGUCCUCGACGACAGGGCGGCCCCUGCCGCGCCGGCGAUGCGGGCUCGCAGGAGGCCGACUGCGGCUGCGGGUGCUGUGGGUGCUCGCCAGCUGCAGGGCAGGGCUUGACCCUCCUGGAGGAGUUCCUGGACGGGGGCAAGAGCAGCGCCGUGUGGAUACUGAUGGCGGCCUUUGCCUUCGUGCGUCCGACCCUCGGGCGGCGGCAGUGGCGCCAGCUGUGGGCGGCACGGGCAGCCAAGACCUGGUCAUGCCUGGCGCCGCCGCGGCCGCGGCUGACGCUCUCACGGCCUGUGGUGUGCCUCAUCGUGGUGACGUUGUGCUGCGGGGGCCUGGAGGAGUACGCUUGGCCCACCGCGCCCACGGUCGACCUGUGCCCGAGGCCGCGCGAGGCGCUGGAUUUCGUGCAGUCGCAGCUCAUCCCGCCAAGGCUCACCGCUGCCGAGGCGCUGCACCAGUGGUGCAUGGUCCUCCAGCCGUCCGACAUGCAGACCCCAUCCAUGACAGACGUGCUCGACGAGACCCUGCGGGCGGGCUUCACCCGUUCCCCGAGGGCGCCACGACCCGAGCAGGAGCCGCACCACCGGACGCCCGGUGGCCACCGCCCUUUGCCGGUGGCCCAGGCGCAGUGGAGCGGCCACGUCAAGGCCGUCUUGGCCGGGCUCGGCCUGCAGGUCUGGAGCAGCCUGAUGCACGGGCACAAUGGCGCAAGCCACGAGCUGUUCGCGGCGGCGCGGCCUCUGCGGGACAUCCGCAUGCGCGCCAGGUGGUCGACCGACGCCGCGCUUCAAUGCUACGCCGAGGGGAGGCAGGUGCAGGAGCAUCUUCGCGGGCUGCCGCGCGCCCUGCCGCUAAGUGCCGAGCAGGUCUUCAGCGGCUCGGGGCGGAUGGCGGCAGCGUGGCGCCUGCGUUUCCAUUCGCAGCAUGCCGCUUUCGAGCUGGACAUCCGCCACGACGCCGACAGCGACCUCCUCCUCAGGCGGAUCAGGCAGCUGGUUCGAGGCUGGGUGCGGAGUCGGCUCAUCGUCGCGAUCUGGAUUGCGACGCCCUGCCAGUCCAUGAGCCGCGCCCGCAACCGCCCCAACGGGCCACCACCCUUGCGGACGGCUUUGUUUCCGCUGGGGCUGCCAGGCCUGUCGCCAGGAGAUCAGCUCAAGGUCCUCGAGGGCAAAGAUGCCUCAGGCAUUUUCUGGACGCACAUCGCAGAACCGUACCCAAAAGAUUUUUGCAGGCUGGUAGCUAAGUGUUUCCAACAG